This is a messenger RNA of Scomber japonicus (chub mackerel), 4067 nucleotides long. RefSeq names its product enoyl-CoA, hydratase/3-hydroxyacyl CoA dehydrogenase (gene ehhadh). Gene Ontology annotation, molecular function: (3S)-3-hydroxyacyl-CoA dehydrogenase (NAD+) activity; NAD+ binding. Lineage: Eukaryota; Metazoa; Chordata; Actinopteri; Scombriformes; Scombridae. The transcript is spliced from 7 exons. The coding region runs from base 120 to 2279 and encodes 719 amino acids. The record is from RefSeq and is a predicted model, not a curated record. Gene Ontology annotation, cellular component: peroxisome. Gene Ontology annotation, biological process: fatty acid beta-oxidation.
AUGGAUAUGAAAGUAUGGUAAAGGUGAUGUUGUCCUGCCAGCAACAACAGUGAAGUUACAAAGUUCAAUUUGCAAGACACCACAAAAAGGGCGAUCGCUUUUAAUGUUUGUCGGACAGUAUGGCUCAAUAUUCUCGUGUUUCAGGGUCUGUUGGAUUGAUUUCUCUCAAGAAUCCUCCUGUCAAUGCACUCAGUGCCGUGGUGAGGCAGGGCAUUGUUGACACGGUCCAGAGAGCACUCAGUGACCCAAAGGUGAAGUCUGUUGUCAUCUGUGGACAGAAUGGAAUAUUCUGUGGGGGAGCAGAUAUCAAGGAGUUUGGGACCACUAUGUCUGGGCCUCCACUGGUACCGAUGAUCCACGCCAUAGAGGCUGCUGACAAGCCAGUGGUGGCAGCCAUAGAGGGACUUGCUUUAGGUGGAGGUCUCGAGUUGGCGCUUGGCUGUCAUUAUCGGAUCGCACACUCCAAAGCCAGGCUGGGGCUUCCAGAGGUGAGUCUGGGUCUGUUGCCAGCUGCAGGGGGAACCCAGCGUUUGCCAAGGCUCAUCGGGGUCCCAGCUGCCUUAGACCUCAUCACCACAGGCCGACAUGUCACUGCUGCUGAGGCUCUGAAACUUGGAAUAGUGGAUCAGGUUACUGAUCAUAACACUGUGGACGCAGCUGUGAAGUUUGCCCUGAGUGUUAAAGAACAUUCGCUGAAUGCCCGUCGUAUAAGCAACAACCUGUGCCCUCCCCCUUCUGAUUUGGAUGCUCUGUUUGACGGGGCAAUGCAGAGAGUGCGUCAGACUGCCCAUGGUGCCGUAGCACCAGUUGCGUGUGUCCAGGCGGUGCGGGCAGCUGCUACCAUGCCCUACACACAGGGCAUGGAGCGGGAGAAAGAGCUGAUGGCCACUCUCUUCACCUCAGGCCAGGCGCGUGCUCUGCAGUACUGUUUCUUUGCUCAAAGAGCUGUUGGCAGGUGGAGCAUGCCCAGUGGAGCCCGCUGGGACACAAGCAAACCCAGGCCCAUCCAUAAAGCAGCUGUCAUUGGUCUUGGCACAAUGGGGAGAGGUAUAACAGUAGCCCUUGCUCAGACAGGGUUGUCUGUGGUCGCCGUGGAAACUCAGGAGAAGCAGCUGAUGGAGGCAAAGCAGGCAGUAUCAGGGAUGUUGGAGCGGGGGGCUAAGAGACGUGGGGUGGCUCCUGUGCUCGACCUUGUCUCUUACAACUGUAACCUCCAGGCUGUAGCAGAUGCUGACCUGGUCAUUGAGGCUGUGUUUGAGGACAUGGCCCUGAAGAAGAAGCUCUUCCAGCAGCUGUCUGCUGUUUGUAAACCAGGCACUUUGCUGUGCACCAACACAUCUGCACUAGACAUAGACCACCUGGCUUCUCAAACCCGCAAUCCAGAGCUGGUGGUUGGGAUGCACUUCUUUGCCCCGGCCCAUGUCAUGAAGCUGCUGGAAGUGGUGUAUGGAUCAUGCUCCUCUCCUCAAGCUGUAGCCACAGCCAUGCAGCUGGGAAAGAAAAUGGGCAAGGUCAGUGUGGCUGUUGGCAACUGCCGGGGGUUCGUGGGUAAUCGCAUGCUCAAGCCAUACAUGGAACACGCUUUCUUCCUGCUAGAGGAUGGCGCCACACCUGAGUUGGUAGAUCAAGUGCUAGAGGAGUUUGGUUUUGCCAUGGGUAUGUUCAGAAUGUCUGAUCUCUCUGGGCUUGACGUGGGCUGGAGAAUCAGGAAAGAAGAUGGUCUUGCUCAGCCUGGCAUGGCAUUAGGGCAGGCAGCCAGAGUCCGACAAGGCCGUCGAUACAGCCCCCUGGCAGACCUGCUCUGUGAGCAGGGACGGUUUGGCCAGAAAACAGGCAUGGGAUGGUACCAGUAUGACAAACCCGGCGGUCGGGCAUCCAGGCCUGACCCAUGGCUGCACAGCUUUCUGGAGGAGUACAGAGCCAGGCAUGGCCUGGUGGCUCGGCGCAUAGACCACCAGGAGGUGCUGGAGCGCUGCCUUUACACCCUGAUCAACGAAGGCUUCCGCAUCCUGGAGGACGGAAUAGCUGCAGGACCUGAAGACAUCGAUAUCAUCUAUGUCUUCGGCUAUGGCUGGCCCAGGCACAGGGGAGGUCCCAUGUUCUACGCUGGCAUGGUUGGGCUGGAGAGGGUCCUGGAGAGGCUGGAGCACUACCACCAGGCUCAUCCUGACGUGCCCUAUCUGCAGCCCUGCAACCUGCUCAGGAGGCUGGUGGCCAGUGGGAGCCCACCUAUCCACAGGUGGAGGGAAGUCAUCAAGAAAGUCCACAGCCAGCUUUAAAACAUUUCAGCUUUAAUCUCUUAAUACACUUCGAUAACGAUGAUCUCAUUCUGGGAUAAACAGUAAAUAGAUGGCACUUAAAUUGAGCUUUUCAACCUAUUUAUUGUGAUUAUUGGUGAUACUAAAGAAGGCUGCUGUGCUCCUGUGAUUAACAAUCCUAAUAUCUUGCCAUAUGCCACAUGUGCCUACACUGAGUUGUCUGUUUAUCAGGUGCAGCUGAACAAUCUUGUGUAAUCCAAAACAGCAGCCCUGCAAUAAAUCACAUGUUUGUGAAGCUUAUAAAGUUGAUUCCCUUGUAUAUGUGAACAUGGUGAAGAAAAUGCUGGAAACACAUAUUAAUAAACUGCAGUUCAGUAUAACACAAACCACUAAAAACUCUGUCCUCAAAAAUGACCAAGCCAAAUAAACAAUAAACACCUCUCUGACUGUCUCAAUAAAACUAAACAUAUACACUACCGGUCAAAAGUAUUAGAACACCCCAAUUUUUCCAGUUUUUUAUUGAAAAAAUGUUUUCAAGCAUAACAACUUGGUAUUCUACAGCAUUAUCUUGCUGUAGGAUGAACCCCUGACCAACUACGUGCAUACCAGAGGGUACUGCAUGGCGCUGCAGAAUGCUGUGGUAGCCGACCCUGGAUCCAGAAAAACAGCCCCAGACCAUCAUGCUUCCUCCUCCAUAUUUGACAGUUAAUGUCACACACUGAGGAACCAUCCUUUCACCUGCUCGACGGGAAACAAAACUCCUGCGUGAUGAACAGAAUAUUUUAAAUUUUGAUUAAUUGGUCCAUAACACCUUCCAGUCUUCAGUAGUCCAUUGGUGGUGUUUCAUGGCCCAGGCAAGCCUCUUCUUAUUCUGACGUUUAGAAAUGGCUUUCUUGCUGCAACUCGAAGUCUUCUCUUCACAGUUGAAACUGAGACUUGCUUACUACGACCACUAUUAAGCUGUGCAGAGUUUCCUCCAGUUUCUGAGUGCUUUUCGAUGGUGAAGGAAACUGUACUCACUGACACCUUGACUUUCUUCGCAAUGUCUCUGUAGGAAAGACCUACAUUUUUUAUGUUUUUGUAUAAUUUUCGGUUUUGGGUAACCUUACCUUUUUUUUAACCUCUGGCAGUUCACCACUUACCUUUGUACCAUUUCAAGCUAUUCAUUGGACUUGAACUGCUUGAAUUUCAAUAAAAACAUUGACAAAUUGGGGUGUUCUAAAACUUUUGCCCAGUAGUGUAUGAUCCACAAAAAAAAACCCAAAAAACAUUCUAGCAAAAAUGAUGACCGUUCAUCAAUUCCAGCUCUUUCUGCUUUUCUGUGUUUUAUAUAAUUGUAAAUGAAAUGUUUUUGGGUUUUGGUUUGUUGAUUGGACAAAACAAGGCAUUCGAAGAUGUCAUCUUGCACUUUGGAAAAGUGUAACAAAUAUUCUUCACAGUUUUCUGAUUUAUAGACCAAACAAGAAAUUGAUUGACUUGUUAGUUGCAGCCCUAAUUGCAGAGCUGUUAUAUUGGAUUGCAUUCAAAGGUAAAGAUGUACCUCAUACAUAUUAACACUUUGUAAAAUAGAAAAAAUAAAAUCUGUUUGGGUGUAUGACUGAAAAACACUGAUGGGGCGAAUUUAAUCUCGUGUAGUAGACUUCUAUAAACAUGUCUGACCACAAUUGCCUGCAUGUCGAAGACGUCUGAUCCCCUAAUAAGCUCAUUAAAGUUGAAAUAAAUACUUCAUAAUGAAUUUGAAUAUACUUUUGUAUAUCAUGUAAUAUCAUAUCUUUCAUUCACUGCUUCAAUAAAGCUGUUAUAUACUCA